AUGAAGCACAUCGCAGCCUACCUUUUGCUCACCCUCGGUGGUAAGGAGAACCCCUCGGCUGCUGACAUCAAGUCUCUCCUUGAGACCGUCGGUAUCGAGGCCGAAUCUGAGCGUCUCGACAAGCUCAUCGAGGAGCUUAACGGCAAGGACAUCAACACUCUCAUUGCUGAGGGUCAGGAGAAGCUCGCUUCCGUCCCCGCUGGUGGUGCUGCCCCUGCUGCCGCUGCUGGUGGUGCUGCCCCCGCCGCCGGUGGUGCCGCUCCUGCCGCCGAGGAGAAGAAGGAGGAGGAGAAGGAAGAGUCUGAUGACGACAUGGGCUUCGGUCUCUUUGACUAA
This is a messenger RNA of Ustilago hordei, 336 nucleotides long. Its product is annotated as putative ribosomal protein P2. Gene Ontology annotation, cellular component: ribosome; cytosolic large ribosomal subunit. Gene Ontology annotation, biological process: cytoplasmic translational elongation; translation. The record is from RefSeq and is a predicted model, not a curated record. Bases 1 to 336 code for a protein of 111 amino acids. Lineage: Eukaryota; Fungi; Basidiomycota; Ustilaginomycetes; Ustilaginales; Ustilaginaceae. The transcript has a single exon. Gene Ontology annotation, molecular function: structural constituent of ribosome.